AUGUUCUAUCCUACAGAGAAUACAUCUUCCCCUCCAGUCUAUCGCAAGUUCUUAUGCUGUGGGAAACCAGAGCAAUCAGUAUUGAUUGGAGGGGAUAUUUGUGGCUUCAGUUAUACCCAGCUUGAAAAAUGGCUAAAACCAUUUAGUCCAGUUCCCUUUCGACAUAUUGUGAAGAAGCUGCAAAUGGGUAAAUAUGGCCAUCUUCAUUUCGAUACACAGAUGGAAGCUGCUCAGUUCUACCAUGAAAUGAAUGGGAGGCUAUUUGAUGCACUGGAGGGUAGGGAUGGCAAUGUAAAGUUUUCUCAUGCCCUAUACUUCAAUUCUAAAAGACCAGUGGAGUAUGGGAAGGCAUUGGGCAUUGCCACAACUAAAAGAGAAAGAGCGACAAUGACGUCCCUGAUGGCAGAGGAGGUGACUGGCAACUCACCAAAAUGGCCGCAAGACAGCAAGGAAUCUGCCACAUGCGAACUUGGCGAAGACAGCAAGACUGGUAGCAAGUAUGAAUUUAACAAAGGCAGCAAAUCAUUGAAGCAGUCGCAGAACAGUAAGGCAGACGUCACAUAUGACUUGCCCGAAGGUAUUCUUGGCAGCUCCACUGAACAACUGCAAGAUAACAAGACCAAUGUUGCGUAUAGGCUCUACGAAGACAGCCAAGCUUUCUGCAUAGUUUUGCUUACUCCGGGUAUCAAAGACAAAACUGAAUUUGAGAUUGCUGUUGCCGAUGACGAUCAGUUCAUAUCCAUCAAGGGGAAAUUUGUGAACAACUCAGCUUCCGGGAAGUUGAUCAUCGACUCGAUCCCUUCAGGGCCCUUCCAAGCUGAAAUUCCACUGCCAGGGAAAAUUGACAUUUCCUGCAAUGUGGACAUCUGGAUCAAACAUGGGACAAGACCAGAAGUGCAUGCUUCAGAAAAAAAUGACCAGGAUAAAGCUGUAAACACAUCACUUUUAAAGCACAAGCAAGAAAAUAAUGAUGAAGUCUUUUAUAAUACAAGUACUGAGGGGAGUGAUGAUGACAGUGAGCUGUCUGAUCUGGAGACUGAUAGUGGGGAUGAUUCUCCAUCUGAGAUAGCAAAGAGAACAAGAGAGCAACCCCUCAAAAAACAGAGGUUGAUAAAGGAAGGGAAAUGCAUAAUGUCCGAGCUGAUGAGUGCAAGCUUCAAAAGCUUUGCAAGAGCUCAUGCAGAGAUGGAAGACAGCAAAAAUUUAUGUCAUAGUUUUGUACUGGAUCCUAAAGACACAACUUAUGUAACAGAGGGCAUUUUCACAAAAGCUGAGUUGGAUGAAAUUGCCAUGCACAAGAGACAUGCCUUACCCGAGAUUCCUAAAGAUCUCUUAGAUUACCUAAUGACUUUUGUGAAGGCAUGCAAGGUUCAAUUUUAUGUGGUAAACUUGAUUGUAACUCAUGUUACUAUUUCUGGGCAGAACACAACACAUGAGCUUCGGCAAGCACUAGGAAAACCAAUAGUAUCAGCUGAUGGUGUCAAUGUUCGUGAGAUGCAUCAUGAUUUUGAUUGGCUGCAUCAAGUAGUGCAUUCAUU
Molecule: messenger RNA, 1538 nt
Organism: Paraglomus brasilianum
Lineage: Eukaryota; Fungi; Glomeromycota; Glomeromycetes; Paraglomerales; Paraglomeraceae
Source: the annotation of a GenBank genome assembly